Molecule: messenger RNA, 1713 nt
Organism: Acanthoscelides obtectus
Lineage: Eukaryota; Metazoa; Arthropoda; Insecta; Coleoptera; Chrysomelidae
Source: the annotation of a GenBank genome assembly
AUGGAGAGUGCUGUUGACAAUCACCCAUCUACCUCCAAGCAAACUCAGAUAGCAUGCCAAGCAAAUGCUCCAAUUAGAAUCACUCAAACGAAAGUUGAUAGUUUUUCAAACAUAUUGCAAACAAAAAUUAGUGCCAGACAGAAAAAUAAAAUUGACAGGAAGUUACUUUAUCUUUGCGUGAAAGAUCUUCAGCCAUUCUCUAUAGUUGCUGAUACUGGCUUCAGGGAAUUCGUUGCAGCCCUCAAUCCAUCAUAUCAAUUGCCAGAAAGGCGCAUCAUUUCAAAAACAUUAAUUCCGGCACUUUAUGAAGAAUGCUUGACCAACACAAAAAACCUGAUCUCAACUGGAAAAACAUUUUGUGUCACAACUGAUGGUUGGACUUCCACAAAUAACACCAACACUAGCUAUGUUGCUGUAACUGCACAUUUUUUAAACAAGGAGUUUAAUUUGAUAUCGGUUCUCCUUGAGUGUUCUGCAUUUGAAAAAGGUCAUACAGCUGAGAAUCUAGCUGCAUUUCUCCUAAAAGCAGCCACUAAGUGGGAUAUACAAGACAAGAUAGUUUUUGCUGUAUCGGAUAAUGCAGCAAACAUACAAAAAGCUUUACAGCUAGUGAAAUGGAAAAAUAUGGGAUGCGUUGCACACACGCUCAACCUUAUAGUCAAGGAUGGAUUAAAAAACGAAAGGAUCACAUUGAUUUUAGAAAAAGUUCGAGAAAUAGUACGCUACUUCAAGAAAAGUACAAUUUCGAACAACAAACUCCUGAGGUAUCAAGAAAACACGGGAAUCGAAACUCCUCUUAAAGUAAUUCUUGACGUGGCUACUCGUUGGAAUUCAACUUACUAUAUGUUAGAGAGGUUUAUUCGGCUAGAAGAAGCCAUUAAGAGCACUGUUGCUAUUAUUGACAAGGAACUACCUGUGAUAAAUGUAGAGGAAUGGAACAUUAUCAAAGAACUAUGUCUUGUGCUGAAACCAUUCGAAGAUGCGUCUAGAGCUCUAUCUGGAGAUACAUAUUGCACCACUUCCCUUGUGAUACCCAUCUGUUCCGGCUUACAAAACGUAUUUGUGAAAUUGGUGAAUCAGAAGCGGUUCACAGCAACAGUCAACAAUGUGGUUGAAGUUUGGUACUCAGGCUUACAGGAACGCCUUGGUAAUAUUCAAAGGAGUGGUACCUUAUCUAAUAGCACGUUUCUUGAUCCCAAAUUCAAGGAUAUUGCGUUCUUUGACAAAACUGCUGCUGAAAACACGAAAAAAAGAUUGAUAGAACUAAUAGCAAGGAAAAUACGAGAAGACAAUUCUGAGCUUGGAAAUCACGUAACUGAAAGCUUAGUUAAUGAGAGCAAAUCGUCAUUGAAUCAAGAGGAAGAUGGAGAACUGUCGAUUUGGGGAAACUUCGAUAAAAUCGUUGCGAGUGCUCAACCAAAGGGAACAUUCACUUCUCGUGCAAUUAUCGAAAUGCAGAGAUACUUGGAAGAGGAAAUCAUCCCUCGAACAAGCAACUCCUUUCUCUGGUGGAGAGAACACAGACAAAUGCUCCCAUAUCUAUCCAAAAUUGCACAGGAACAACUGUGUAACUUAGCUACUUCAGUUCCCUGUGAAAGGCUGUUUUCGAAAGCUGGGCAAGUUAUAAGCGACAGGCGAACUAGGUUGAGCACCAAAAAUGUUGAAAUGUUAUUAUUUCUCAACUCUAACAUGAAGUACAUGGCAGACAUUUAG